Molecule: messenger RNA, 2026 nt
Organism: Mus pahari (shrew mouse)
Lineage: Eukaryota; Metazoa; Chordata; Mammalia; Rodentia; Muridae
Gene: Ddx43
Product: DEAD-box helicase 43
Exons: 15
Coding region: 1-1938 (645 amino acids)
Molecular function (GO): RNA helicase activity; ATP binding; RNA binding
Source: RefSeq, a predicted model, not a curated record
AUGUCUAGGCGGGAACCCGCAGCCAACGCUUCCUCCUCGGGCGUUGCUCCCCGGCGAAGCUCGACCGGGUCCCGGGGCGCCGACCGGAAGGCGACGGAGGAGACGAACCGGAGAGGCCGGGUCCGUAGCAGGGGUGCGGGCGGCGGCUGGAGGGAGCCCGCCGGUGCCGCCGAGGCUACGGCCGCCGGCCGCCACGAACCGCCGCUCUGCUUCGGGGUGAAGAACGACGUGGUGGGCGCGGUGAUAGGUGAGCGCGGGCGGCGCCCAGGCUCGCUGCGUGACGGGGCAGCGGGCGUCGGGGCUCCAGCAGCGCGGGGGCGCGGUUCUGUGGCGGGCCGGGGCGUGUGCGGGAGAGAACCUCCUGGAAGACUCGCGCGGCGUCCGCGGACCUACUUCAAAGCUAAUUUUGUCAAAAAUCUUUUAACAGAUAUUAUUGCAUUCCAACCUACUGUCGGAGCAGAUACCAGCACAAGUGAGAGUGUAACAGACGAUCAGCCAUUGAUAGAUUGGGAUCAAAUUCGAGAAGAUGCUUUGAAAUGGGAAAAGAAAAAGUGGGCAGAUUUACCUCCAAUUAAGAAAAACUUUUACAUAGAGUCAGCAACGACAAGCUCAAUGUCACAAGUGCAGAUAGACAACUGGAGGAAAGAAAAUUUUAAUGUAACAUGUGAUGACUUGAAAGAUGGUGAGAAGCGCCCUAUCCCCAACCCUAUAUGUAAAUUCGAAGAUGCCUUUCAAAGUUACCCAGAAGUUAUGAAAAACAUUAAAAGAGCAGGCUUUCAAAAACCUACACCGAUUCAGUCACAGGCAUGGCCAAUAGUUCUGCAAGGAAUAGAUCUUAUUGGAGUAGCACAAACUGGAACAGGGAAGACACUGUCCUAUUUAAUGCCUGGAUUUAUUCAUCUAGACUCUCAACCACUAGCUAGAGAACAAAGAAAUGGGCCUGGCAUGUUAGUCCUUACGCCCACCCGGGAAUUAGCCCUUCAAGUAGAAGCUGAAUGUUCUAAAUAUUCAUAUGGUGAUCUUAAAAGUGUUUGUGUAUAUGGUGGUGGUGAUAGAGAUGGACAAAUACAAGAUGUUUCAAAAGGUGUAGACAUCAUUAUUGCAACUCCUGGAAGAUUGAAUGACCUACAAAUGAAUAACUUUGUCAAUCUGAAAAGUGUAACCUAUUUGGUUUUAGAUGAAGCAGACAAGAUGCUGGACAUGGGAUUUGAACCCCAGAUAAUGAAGAUUUUGUUAGAUGUACGCCCAGACCGGCAGACUAUUAUGACAAGCGCUACUUGGCCAUACGCCGUCCGCCGUCUUGCACAAUCUUAUUUGAAAGAACCAAUGAUUGUCUAUGUUGGUACUUUGGAUCUAGUUGCUGUAAAUUCAGUGAAACAAGAUAUAAUCAUUACCACAGAAGAAGAGAAACGAACUCAUAUCCAGACCUUCCUUGAGAAUAUGUCACCUAAAGACAAAGUCAUUGUCUUUGUCAGCAGAAAAGCCGUUGCUGAUCACUUAUCAAGUGAUCUGAUACUCCGACACAUAUCAGUGGAGUCUCUGCAUGGCAACAGAGAACAGAGUGACCGAGAGAAAGCGUUAGAGAACUUUAAGACAGGUAAAGUGAGAAUACUUAUUGCUACUGACUUGGCAUCUCGAGGUCUUGAUGUCCAUGAUAUCACUCACGUCUACAAUUAUGAUUUUCCACGGAACAUUGAAGAAUACGUACACAGAGUAGGACGCACUGGGAGAGCAGGGCGCACUGGAAUGUCAAUUACCCUUAUCACAAGAAAUGAUUGGAGGGUUGCCACUGAAUUGAUUAAUAUUCUGGAAAGAGCAAAUCAGAAUAUCCCAGAGGAACUUGUCUUAAUGGCUGAGAGAUACAAAGCAAAUAAACUAAAAAGAGAGAUGGAAAAAAAAAUGGGAAGACCUCAAGGAAAGCCCCAGAAGUUUUACUAAUGUCGCGUGUAGCACUUGGUGCCACAGGAUUCGAGAUUGUUUUCAAAGUGAAAUUGUUGAAGCACACAUCAAUAUGAAGAGACUUGGC